Molecule: messenger RNA, 10376 nt
Organism: Xyrichtys novacula (pearly razorfish)
Lineage: Eukaryota; Metazoa; Chordata; Actinopteri; Labriformes; Labridae
Source: the annotation of a GenBank genome assembly
CUUAUUCUCGGGGGUUUAGUAGUUUGGUGUCCGUACUCUGACAAGAUCGCUUUAAUGAGAAACUUUAGUCGCUGGCUGCCAUGACGGAUUCUCUGGACCGAUCCACCAAUAUCAACCUGUUGAAGGAGCCGGUUGUGAGGAGACUUUGUGAAGUUUUGGACAAAUCUGGCAGUAAAGGAUGGCGAAAACUUGGAGAGAUAGUCGGAAACGAGAGGCGGUUCAAAGUCAGGUAUGCUGGUGUGCAUUGUUUCUGUUCAGUGUAAGACAUAGAAGCACAUUAAAGCAGACCAGAGCUAUGACUGAACCCAACUCUGUCACCUGAAACUGAAACCUUUUGAUAUCUUUGAUUAGAAAUGUACUGUUAAUCAUUAUCACAGGAUUUAGACCACUAAAUCAUCCUUUGUAAGAACAUUACCAUGCAUAGUGCAUAAGAUAAAAUGUAUAUUUGCAUACCUCACAUUUUUAUGACUAGGUUUGUUGUUUAAUACUGAGAGAUAUAACUUGAGCAACUUGACCUGCUGUUGAUCUCUUCCUGGUCCUGCAGUCCAGACGACAUGGAGAUGUGCUCCCUGAAGGUGUUGGAGCUGGAGGGCAGCCCGAGCCGCAUGCUGCUGAGGUUGAUGGGAGAGCGAGGCUGUAGCUCGGGUCACCUGGCCGACUACCUCCAAACUCUGGGAAACUCAGAAGCCCUGCAGUGCCUUAAACAACCAAGUAGAGUGAAAAAAAAACACACCCCUGGUGUCAAAGCUGAUUGAUCUUUUUUUCUGUUUAUUUUUUCUUAGCUCUAAGGGGAAUUCAUGACUCACUCAGAGGUGUUUUGGAUGACAUUUACAACAUCAUUGUUGCUUGGCACCGUAAGCUGGGUUGAAUCAAUUUGGAUUUUUCUAAAGACAAAGAUAUGCUUUACAUGGGAAGUUUAUCAUCUGCAGAGAAUCUGCAUUCAAAUAAAUCCACUUUUUCUUUUAAAAUGUUGCUAUAAAAAGCUGCAGCUCAAAAAAUAAGAAGGUCCCAAAAAAUGUCAUUUUCCUUCAUAAUUUAACUGAAAAGUGAAACUUUCAUAUAGAUCUAUCACACACAAAGUGAAAUAUUUCAAGACUAUAUUUGUAUCCAUCUUGAUGAUUGUGGCUUACAGCUCAAAAAUCCACAAAUUUGAAACAUUACAAAACCCCAAUCCAAGAAAUUGACUCAUGGAAAAUUACAUUCAUUUAUGCUCUCAGUAUUUGGUCGGGGCUCCUUUUGCAUUAAUUACUGCAUCAGUUCAAAAUGGCAUGGAGGCGAUCAGUUUGUGUCUCUGCGCGGGUUUUAUAAAGGCCAGGUUGCUCUGAUACCUCCUCAGCUCAGUUGUAUUAUUGCUCUGGUGUCUCUCGUCUUUGUCUUGACAAUACCUUAGAGAUCCUCUAUGCAGUUCAGGUCAGGCACGUUGGCUGGCCAGUCAAGCACAGAAGUAUAUCAUUGUAAGCAAACCACUAUCUGGUAGUCUUGGUGCUGUUGGCAGGUGCCAGGUCCUGCUGGGAAAGGAAACCUAUCUCGAUAAAGCUUCUCAGCAGAUGGAAGCAAGAAGUGCUCUAAAAUCUCCUGGUAGACUUUAGACGGUGUUGACACUGGACUUGAUCAAACACAGUAGCUGGGUGAUAAACCAAAAAUGUACCGAUACCGAAAUUCAUCAUUUUGCCCAUGUCAAUAUAUUCGGUGUCAAAAAAAUAAAUAAAUAAAAGUUGGUUUUGAAUGUGUGUAGGUAGGCAAUGGUCUCAUGUCCCUUUAAGAUGCUGUCCCACGUCAGAGAUGUGGCUCCACCCCAUCCAGUAACAAUAAGGGAAAGACAGAUGGAAGACAGUUCAAAAGUUGGUGCAGCUGGAGUGGCGGCUGAAGUAGACAAAGUUAAUGUGGGAGGGGGUGAGCAGCUUGUGGAGUAGUUAUUGUCCAUUUAUUGUCAUUGAGGUGAACUGCUCAAUAUAUCGUGAUAAUGAUUUGAAGCCAUAUCGACCAGUCCUACAGUAGACCAACACCAGCAGAUGACAUGGAACCCCAAACCAUCACAGACAGUAAAAACAUGGCACUGGACUUACAGCACCUUGGAUUCUGUGCCUCUGCUGUUUUCCUCCAGACUGUGGGAGCUAGAUUUCCAAAUGAGAUGAAAACAGAACUUUGGACAACUAAGCAAUAGUCCAAUUCUUUUUCCUGUGAGAUGAAUUAUCGAAGUUUUACUUUUUGAAGUCAUUUAUGGGAGAAAAUGAACUUUUUGGGGGCCUUCUGAUUUAUUGAGCUGCAACUGUUGAAACGAGUUGGUACUGUUGUACCUGCCUGAAAUCACUCUGACAUUGUGAGGAUAUGAUGUGUAUUGAAAGUGAAAGUCUCCAAUGUGCACAGCCCUGCAGAUCCUCAUUCAGCCGCAGUCAGUGGCUCUUAUAUCAGGACACAACCUGCGGCUCAGCUGCAACGCUGUGGGAAAAUCUCCUGUGCAGUAUCAGUGGUUCAAGGGCAAGGAUGAGGUAAGCUGUGACCUUGGCCUCACUCAGUUCCCACACAGACACACAGUUUCAAGAUUUAGAAUUGAUUUAUAUCAUUACUUUGUAAGUCCAUGUUUGAUGGUAAUACCAGUGGACACUAAGACAUGCCAACAAAUUAUUUCAGGUGCCAAACAGCUUCUCCCCAGAUCUGGUGAUAAGUCCAGUUCAUCUGAAGGACGCUGGUUUUUACAUCUGCAGGGUCAACUGUGGAGAAGCUUUUGAAUUCAGCCAAUGGGCGCAGGUGGACGUCCUGAAUGUUGCCAGGUCUUAUGGUAAGGUAUUGGAGGGACAGAUUUUCUUCUUCUUACAGGAAUCUAUUUACUGCAUGUAGGAGAUAAUAAACUUAUUGAUAUCCUCUCCUUCCACAUUCAGGGCACAGUUAUCAGUCUUUAGGAGGUCGGCUGAAGCUGGUGAUUCAGCCUCAGCUUCAGAGGCUUCAUGUCGGGGAAAACCUUCAGCUGGAGUGUGGGGCAGUGGGACGGCCAAUUCCUCGAUACCAGUGGCACAGAAAUGGAGUUCCAAUCCCCAACGCAACAAAGAGGAGACUCAUGGUGAGCAGGAGAGGUUUUUCAGUUGAAGCUUUCCUACUUGUUUGGAAACUAUUUUCUUUGUUUACCGUCAGUCUUUUUGGUUUUAAGCUUUAAAUAUUCACCUUUUCAGUUUCUAAAUUAUCUUCAACCGUCUUUUGCUUGAUAAAAAUCUCUGUGUAUUUCAGAUCCCUCAUGUGAUGCAGGAUCAGCACGGCAGGUACCGCUGUGAGAUCAGCAGCAGCACUGAGCGAAUGUGGACCAACGAAGUGGAUGUUGUUAUAGGUAUGUCCCACUGUUCUCUGCUGCUAACACAGUCCACUAAAACCAGCUUCAUUAUCAUCAUCAUGUCUGAGUGAUAAUUUGCUCUGUUCUCGACUGAAAGCACCAAGGAUUUCUGUCCAGAUUUCAGAGGCAAUGGAGUGCUCUGAAGGUAGAGUUGAAGGGACUGGUGUGUGGUGAUUCACGUCUACAUGAAAAUUUAAUCCUAACAUUGUUUAAAACAUCAUGAAUUGUUCCUGCAGUGCAUGUUGGUCAUGAUUUCUUUCAGUUAACCACUAACACACACACAACCUUCUUGGGUUUGUUCUCCAGGUUUCAGCUGAUCUCACUAAAGAUGAUUUGUGUCUGUGAAAUACUCUUUUUAUAGAGAGUUUUGUUUUUGUCAACAAAUCUCCAAACUAACAUUUCAUCCAAAUAUUCUGCUAAUCUGAUUUUUGCAGCAUAUUUAAUGCAUCAACACCAAAUGUAGCUUCAUCGUACACCUUCAGUUUUUUCUGAAAGACUUUAACUUGAAAACAAACUUUAUUUUAAGUCUAAACAUAUACAAAGAUUAAAAUAUCAGUGCAAAUAUACUGUGAGUGACAAGUUUGGUUAAGGUAUUUUCACAAGAUGAAGCGCAGAGCUUCCCUGAACAUAAUAUUCAUGCAGUAACGCUAACAAUAGUAAGUAUAAAAAGAAAAGAAAGAGGAAAAAUCUGCCUGUAAACAGUAAUAUAACAGGCAAACAUCAUUCUUAUUCUCUACAAAAGUCUUAAAUUUAACUCAAUGUGUAUGUCUAUAUGGUCUCUUUGUUAUAUUUACACACAGUGAUAGAAAUGAUGAAGUGUGAGAUUUACUAAAUUUAGACCUAUGGACAUGAAAUUUACUAACCAGUAUCAAAAGAUAAAUAAAAAAGUUAUCAGUUAUCAAACUAGUUUCUUUUUAUUUUUAUAAGAAAAGAUGAUAUCUUUAGGCCCAGAGUUAGUCCUCUAACUCUCUAAUAAAUCCUCUGUUGAGCACUUAUGAACAGCUAACAGUGCUCUGUUUCAGCUGGCACAAAAUCACACUAAGACUUUCAUUUUGGAAAAACAACACUAGCAAAUGCCUUGUAGUAAAUCUGUUAAUUUAUCCUGAAUUAAUCCGUAUUAAGUCUGAUUAAUGUUAAUAAAUUCCCUUUGGUGUGUAUGGCAGGUAUAUAAACUGUACCAAGUUUCUAAGGAGAUCCCCAAAGUGUCUUAUAAGCAACAAUUUGUCAACUGUGCUUUUAUAACCACUUUUUAACUCUGACUCAUGUUUGAAGCACCUUAUUAAGUCUCAUAAGUGGCUUUUUAACUAUUAAUGAAUGCUUAUGACAAGGACUUCCCUAUAAAAUGUUGCGGUUUUGAUUUACUAAAAAUUAUUCACAACCGAGAAGUUGUGAUUUUCCUUCUUGUAACUCAGUAACAGAGGUUUCUAAAGAACUACAGUACCCAGAAGUUUACACUGUGCCCCCUUUUAUUCUUCAAAAUCAAAACCAAAAUAAAGUGAGCCAAGAUUUAUGUCCUGAGUUGAGUUUAGUUAAUGCUGCUAGAGAUCAUUUUGAGGAAAUGUCUGUGUCUGGGAUUUGUUGACAAUAAAGAUUAACCUUAAAUUUAAUAUUAAUGGUGAAAUAUCAUUGUGGGAUAAAUAUGUGUUCUCUCCUGGGUCUGAAGGGCUUCUCUUUUCCCUGAUUUAGACUCUCCUGAAUCAAGGACACUUUAUUCUUUGCUUUUUAGUCUAUUAAUCCUCCUCAUCUGAAUCAAAGUAACAUCUUUUCUAUUGAUGUUCAGUACUUCAAUUAUGUGAAAGUCAUAUGUUGUAUUUCUUUAUUUCUAGAUGAUGUGUAUGCCAUUGGAGGAGGUAAGAAUUAUCACUCUAAUGACAGUCCACAAAAAUGUCCCAGAUACACUUUUGUAUCCUGAUAUUUUCAUAUGUGUUUAUUGUGACAAUGUCUUUCAGGCUCCAGUGAUUUUUUCCUCAACAGUCUUCCAGAGCAGCUCUAUGGUGAGUGUCAAUUACCUUGUACUCUGCUGUGUGGCUGACACACUUCUGUUUGAAGUUUGUAGCAUUACUGAUGGGACCUCCUGUAACUCAGUUAAAUGUAUUUUAAGUAUAUUUAUGUCUGAUUUAGUCCUCUGUAAGUCUUUAAUACCUUAUUUGAGAUCUUUAUAUUCAAGUUUUUUUGCCAUUACAUUAGAUAAAUUGAAGACAGACAAAAAAAAACUACAUUUGUUGGCCAGUAGCAGCAAAAUUACAUAUUUUAUCCUGUAGAUGGCACCAACACAUCUAUUUUUUUUUAAGUUUUAAGUGUCUUUCUUGGUAAAUUUCUUCAUUUUUCAGGAUCCUUAAUAAAACUUUUUUCCAGUUUGUUCGUUUACGUUGAAAAAUGCCAAAAAUUAGUUUGAUGUAUUUCCAAAACCUCAUUUACUGGAGGCUAAAGAAAGCAGCAUGAUGCAUAAAAUGUAGCUUGUAGUUUUUUUCUUUUUAAUUAAUUUUAAACUCCCAAAUUCUUUUAUGCCAAAAGCUUACUGAGCAAAACUAUUCUCUGUUUUUGUUUAUUUAAAUGUGAUGUGAUAUUGCUUUUAUGUAAAAGAUAUAUGAGCCAUCCGCCAAUCUGCUCCCUCAUUAUCAGUAUCAACAACCUUUUUUCUUCCCUGCAGCGACAGACAAAGUGGCCCUGCUGAUCGGUAAUCUGUCCUACCAGAACCACCCGCAGCUCAAAGCUCCCAUGGUGGACGUGUAUGACCUCACCAACCUCCUCAGGCAGCUGAACUUCCAGGUGGUUUCCUUGCUGGACCUCACAGAGUCAGAGAUGAGAAACGCUGUGGACGAGUUUCUGCUGCUGCUUCACAAAGGAGUCUAUGGUGUGUUUGAAUUUUACAAACCUAGAAUUUACAAAGUCGUAUGAAAAUCAUUAACCACUUUAUUACAUAUGAGAUAAAGAGUCUGAAACACACUCUCCUCUUCAGGUCUGCUGUACUAUGCCGGUCAUGGAUAUGAGAACUAUGGGAACAGUUUCAUGGUGCCUGUUGACGCCCCGAACCCGUACCACUCAGCCAACUGUUUAUGUGUGCAGAGCAUCCUGAAACUGAUGCAGGAGAAAGAGACGGGCCUCAAUGUUUUCCUGCUGGACAUGUGCAGAAAGAGGUGGGUCCAUUACGUCGGAGUCGCUCCUGCAAGUUUAACAGGACAGUAUUCUGUUUGUAAAGAUCAGUCAAGUAUAGAUCAACUUUUGAGUAAGAAUCUGCAUUCAGUGUUUCAUUCUAUUUAAUUCAUCAAGGGUAAAGUUAAACACAGGGAAGUGGCUAUGCAAUUUCAAAAACUGAUGAAGAAGGACUGUGGUUCAAACAUAUUUUUUAAUACAGGCUAUCAAAAGUCUUAAUUUGCACAAAGAUAAAAAUCCAAACUGAUAGAUUAAAUUUGCAUUUUAGUUUUAGUUUUAGUUUAGAUUCGAUUUGGAGUGUUUUGGUUUUCUUAUUUUAAACAUCUUUUUAAAUUUUCAGGAAUUUUCAUGAUGACAGCACUCCAAACAUUGUCCUGAGGGUCACAGCCAACAUUGUCUUUGGAUAUGCAACGUAAGUUUCAAUAAAACUUUAAUUCUGGUUUUAUACAUGUUCUGUUUUUGUUUGCAGAAAUGUAAAAAUGUUGUAUUCUUGGUUUGGCUUUUCAGGUGCCAGGACGCUGAGGCUUUUGAGCUGAGUUCCAGCGGCUUCACAAACGGUGUGUUUGUGAAGUUUUUGAAGAAGCGAUUGCUGGACGAUGAGAAGAUCACUGUGGUGCUGGACAGGGUGGCUGAGGGUGAGAGAGGAACAGAAACAAAGCAUAUGACUGUAUAAACUUUGGCUGAAUAAAGUAUUACUUAUCUGACAGCACUGAAAUUGAAGGAAAGGAUUGUCUUUUUUUGCCUCUGGAAAUAGAUCAUAAGUAUUUUUUUAUCUCCUUUGGGUGCAGACAUGGGUCAGUUUGAUGCUACAAAGGGAAAACAGGCUCUGGAGAUCCGCAGCAGUCUGUCAGAGAGGAGAGCUCUGACCGAUCCCAUUCUGCCCGGCGACAGCGCUGAUCUCGCCCACACUCUCAGCAGACAGUGGGCAAAGGCUCAUGGUGAGUUUGAAGCUCUAUCAGUUAGUAAAUAUUUACUUAUUGAAAACAGAGCUGCAAGGGAAAUCACAUAACAUUUGUACAUACUGGAGUAUCAGGCUGUGAGACAUGUUGGUAGUUCCCUCUCUGGUUUGUGUUCCCUCUUGUUAGAGUACUUAUGGACUUUUGCUGAUCUGAAUCAACCUGAAACUUCUUUCAAGAACAGUCAUAAAAAUGUGACAUAUUGUUGAGUAUCAGAAUUAUAUUUUUCAGAGGUGGGAAUUGUGGAGUCAGCAAGUCAUCUCCAUGCCAUUUAUUUGUUCUGGUCUGUCACUGAACCAGCUGCUUCCAAUGAGCAGCCAGGAAGGUGAGCUCAUUAGUGAAGGCACCUGGUUCAGGAACUGAGCAGAACAAAUACAUGGCAUAGAGAUGACUUGCUGACUCCACAAUUCCCACCUCUGAUAUUUUUCUCUCCCUUUCAUCCUGUCACCUCUCCUAAAAUUUAUCUUGCAGCCUUUUCUUUCAAACCCCUUUCUUAGGGGUCAUUGACGACAUCUUUAGAGUUUUUGUGUCUAGAGAGCAAACACACACCAUACUUGUUCAUGAAUAAUCAAAGAGAAAACACAAAUAGAUUAACAUCAAGCUGUAAAAGGCUAUUCUUUAAACUUGUAUCAGGAUCAUAAAAAACAGCAGAUUUUUUUUAAUCAACCAAACCUGGAAAUGUUUGUGUUUUGUGUGUUUUUGCAGAGCUUCCUGAGAGCAUGUGUCUUAACUUUGACUGUGGGGCUCAGAUCAAGCUGGGCUUUGCUGCAGAGUUCUCCAACGUCCUUGUCAUUUACACUCACAUCGUGAAAAAGCCAGAGGACAUGUCUUUCUGCCAGGCUCACGUCACAGACUUCUCACAGGUCAGCAUGUUGUCACAAAUACUGAGCACGAGACAAGCACAGAAAAUUUCUCAUCUGUGUACAAAUGGAAUUUGCUACCUGUUUCCUUCCCUUACUGCAGGAGCUUGAUGUGGACCCUAAAGAGAUGAAUAGAGAAACCCCAGAGGAGACCGGGAUCUACUUUCUGUCCAGAACCCUACCGCAGCACUGCCUUUACACCAGGGUCAGCUCACUGCAGAAGCUCAGGGUAAAAAUACUCAGCACAACUUUUCCAUAAGACAAAAUGGAGCCACAUAAAAACCCAAAACAUUAUUAUGAAUCUGUCCUUUAAACUGUGUUUCUUUGUUUCUCUUGAUAAGUUUCAUCAUGACCACAUAUAUCAGCUAGUUUUACCUUGUUCAUUUAGCAUGCUGAUGUGAAUUUACUGGCCUCAAGAAAAAAACUCAGAUCUUCUUUAACAACAUGGGAUUACAACUAACCGAGUCAUUCCCUGAGCUUUAUGAGUGUUUACAUAAGAUAGUAAUUCAUCUUUACUCAGCUUUAUUUGUAAGAUGAACUACAUUUUUAUAUCAUUCUCUAUUUUGGUCAAAUAAAGCUGAAAAUAGCAAAUCUGGGCCACAAAAAAAGGAUCCUACUCUAAUAAUAAACUACUGUCCUGUAUCACUUACACUCCACCUGCCUUAGGAGGAGCUGGUGUUCACCGUUUGCCUUCAGGGUACCUACCCUGCCAUGGACGACGAUCCUGUCCACUGGACCAAAAGCAUUAACAUCGGCAAACCCCUGAUCGCUCGACUGGACCUGCACCGGGCCGUGAGGAGAAACAGCUGCCUGCAGACCUGCAUGAUGCCUCACAGCCCCUCCCACAGCCCAUGUCACAGCCCUGGGCCUGAACACCACCUCCACCUCCACCAUGGGACACACCAGGCCCAGGACUACAGUCGACUGUCCCCCCAGCAGUACUACCUGGGUGCAGUGGGGGGCUGUGGGGAUUCCUGCUAUGAAAACGUCAGCCAGCCUCACCAUGAAUGUGCGUAUGACUCUGCUCCUGGACUCUCAGUCUCACCAGGCCGGUUAAGCAUCCCCAUAGAGACCACUGACGACAUCGAUGAGCUGCAGGCUGUGUUUAUUAACAGUCUGCAGCUUCAGCAGCAGUAAAAACAGCUGCUGGCUGUCAUUAAUAUCUGAAAAAGAAGCUUUAAAAGUCUAAUGUUGUAUCCAGAAUACUGCUGCUCUUUCUGUUACUCUUAUUGACUUUGUGACUUCUCGAGUUUGUAUCCUUCAUUUACCUCAUCAAGCUGUAUCCUGACUGUGGCAGCUACAUUUUAGGAGAUUUUUGAAAAACUUAUUGGAGUACUAUGAAUUAGGACUCAGUUAACUGUCAUAUUUUUGAUGUUUUUUAACAUGAGAGUUUUUCACUGCAAUUAUGUUCUGUGGAGACGCAUAUUAUUGAAGAUUUGCUGACUUUUAACAUCAGAAACAUUAACUUACUGGAUAUUAUACAUAUACACAUAUAUACAUAAACAUAUAUUCAAAAAAUCUUUUCAUCGUAGAGCUGGAGUUUCAUCUCUGACCUAUCAUUUUAAAGUAUUAAUGCAGAAGUUUAAUGGAGUUUUUGACCUAGUAGAGCUAUGGCUUGAUUGUGUCUCCUUCCACAAAGCUAAAUGUGCAAAACAAAACAGUCAUAACUACUGAAAGUUUCAAGAAACUAACUCAUUCACAGUUUUUUCUCUCAUUGCAACACACCAUCAAAAAAUGCACAAUAAGAAGACCACUAGCCAGCACAUCUAAAUGUUAAUAGUGCAGGUUUAAAUGUUUGAUUAGGAAGGAGAUGUGCUCAGCAACAGGUUGGAGGAAAAACACAUCAUUUUGGUGUACAGGGGACUUAGUCUGCACACAUGGUUUCCUUACAUUCACUGACAAAACAUUAGUGUGCACAUUUCUUUUUGGUUAUGAGUUGAAAAGAAAACUUGCUGAUAUAGAAAAUCAAGCUGGAAGAGCGCCCUCUGCUGUGCAAUUAGAGCAAGUAUCCAGGAAUUUUAAGCAGAUCAAUGUUAUAAAGUUAUCUGACUUAAACUGACAUUAAAAACUUCCACAAAGUUUUAA